This is a messenger RNA of Sphaeramia orbicularis (orbiculate cardinalfish), 4164 nucleotides long. RefSeq names its product transmembrane protein 151Bb (gene tmem151bb). The coding region runs from base 437 to 1924 and encodes 495 amino acids. The transcript has 2 exons. The record is from RefSeq and is a predicted model, not a curated record. NCBI's taxonomy places the organism in Eukaryota, Metazoa, Chordata, Actinopteri, Kurtiformes, Apogonidae.
CACCGUACACCUGCCUCAGUCAGCACCAUGGACAGAGCCCGUGUCCGACCCACGGCGGCCCUCUGAGGGGCACAGCGGCGCGUGUCGGAGAGACGACCAGCUAAUACAGCAUCAUCUCCGAUCAUGUUACUGCGGCACUGACAGCUGAACCGUAGAGGGCAGGAUGCUGGCUUUCCUAUAGACACACCCCCGCCUUUUCCUUUUCGCAUCCAUCCGAUAGAUCCCUCUUAUUUCGGGCUUCACCGAUCAACAUGCAUCCGUCGAGUCCAGUCGGGUUUUUUCUCAGGGUGGAGAGACUCUAAAUGAAAACAGAUGUUAUUCCCGUCUGACAAGUAGCUGGGGUUACUUAAGAGGCGCUGCGGAGCAAGGUAGUGAAAUCUCUUCCUCUUCCCACUCCACGCCCUAUCAUCAUCAUUAUCAAUAGCUGCUCAGCAUCAUGUCCCCUCCAGCAUCGGCUGCGACAGCGAGUGAAAGCAGUACGACCACCGCGUUCGAGGAGGACACCAGAGAAGAGCAAAGACCCCUGAAGCAAUCUCUGAGCAAGUCACUAUGCAGGGAGAGUUUUUGGAAAUGCCUUCUCCUGUCCAUUCUCAUGUACGGCUGCAUGGGAGCGAUGGUUUGGUGUCAUGUCACCAAGGUGACCCGCCUCACCUUCGACAGUGCCUUCAAAGGGAAAUCCAUGAUGUACCAUGACAGUCCUUGCUCCGAUGGUUAUAUCUACAUCCCUCUCGCCCUGCUGGGCAUGCUCUAUCUAGUGUAUCUUGUGGAGUGCUGGCACUGUCAUGUAAAGAACGAGCUGCAGCACAAAGUGGACGUAGAAGGCAUCUAUGAACGCAUCCAGAGAAUGCAGCAAGCUAAACCCUGCAUCUGGUGGAAGGCCAUAAGCUACCACUAUGUCCGCCGAACUCGACAAGUCACACGCUAUCGCAAUGGAGACGCUUACACCAGCACCCAGGUUUACCAUGAACGUGUUAACACCCAUGUUGCAGAAGCUGAAUUUGACUACAGUCACUGUGGUGUUAAGGAUGUUUCAAAACAGCUGAUUGGCCUGGAGAAGUCUGCUCUGACAAAGAUGCGUUUUACCAAGUGCUUUAGUUUUGCCAAUGUAGAAUCAGAGAAUUCCUACCUUACUCAACGAGCAAGGUUUUUUACAGACAAUGAAGGCCUUGACGACUACAUGGAAGCCAGGGAGGGCAUGCACCUAAAAAAUAUUGACCUGAAGGAGUACGUCAUGGUGAUGUCUGACCCUGAGCACCACCCCUGGUACCUGUCCCAUUAUGUCUUCUGGUUUGCCUCAUUCCUCACUUUCUCCUGGCCUCUCAGAGUCUUCACAGAGUAUCGUACAGCAUACGUCCACUAUCGUGUUGAGAAGCUCUUUGGGCAUGAUUACCUUCCUGUUACCCCAUGUGAUGAUCGACCAUACUGGCGUCGUAUCCCGCGGGUUAACACCAUUGACAGUACUGAACUGGAGUGGCACAUCAGGUCUAACCAGCAGCUAGUGCCCAGUUACUCAGAAGCUGGCCUCAUGGACCUGGCCCAGUGCCCAUCUACUUUUAGUGGGAUUCGACAGAAUUGUGAGCGCUGCCACAGAGCCAUCAGCUGUUCCUCUGUGUUCUCCAGGAGUGCCCUCAGCAUCUGUACUGGUGCCAGUUCCCGCAUUCCCUUCAGCGGCAGUCGGUUCUCCUUGGCACGGCGCUACGGCUCCCAACGCAGCUGCUUCUGGAGGAGUGGCUCCUUGGACGACCAGGAGAGUCCCAGUGAAAACACCCGCUGUCUGUCAGAGCGCCUCACCACAGAUGAUGAGGAACCUCCUGACUACGAGGAUGCACUUUGCUACCCAGUGCUCAUUGUUCACUGCAAUGAGAAUUGCCACAACCACAGGUCGUUCCACAGAAAUGGGUCCUGUGUGGAGACUUCCUUAUGACUAUGCAGUCACUGAUAACACACAGUGCGUACAAACACCCUUUGAACAUCCCAAACAGUGUGCAAAUAAGCACAGUAAAGUCAGAAUCAUUCAUAUUGUCUGACUCUGUGAAACAAAUGCCUGAAUCCUGAAUGUGUGAGUCACCAAAGCAAUAAUCACUGGGUAGACAACAUAAUGGAAGUGAUAUGUGAAUCCAUUACCACCACAUGGAAAAAUUACAGCUACGUGGCUUCCAUUGAAAAUCAAGUGAACAGACUGUUACACUGUACAUAAUUGCCAUAGCUUUUAAGAGUUCCCAUGUACAGUAUGUAUGAAACUGAAUCUGACAUUGCAGUUACCUCAUAAGACCUUUCCAGAGGCCACGGACCAUGUCGACAGGUUUAAAUGUUUCAUUUCAUUUUAAGUGAAAUCUCAGUAAACUGACCACUCAGACUUGAGGUCCGAUGUAGUUGUGAUGAUUUUGUUAAUGUGGAGAGUUUGAAUCUACUUCUCAUUACAGCAAUAACUGUGAAAAAAGAAAUGCAUUUCUUAAAUGAAGAAGUAAAAGGAACUUGAUCUGUUUUCACACAUAUUGUGUUUAUGCAUAUCGGGAUAAAGACAUGACAGUUGAGGUGGAACUCACCAAUGUGACACAAGUGAACUCAUGGAUAGUUUUCACCCACUGAUACACCGAUGUGUGAUGUUAAAAAAAACAAACCUCUGUUGUGAUUAAGUGCUGUAAUUUACUUUUCUGGUGUAUCUAUCUUUUCUCAACCUGCCUCAUCUACUUUUACUGUACUUAACAACUUUCUACAUUUCCCAGAAUGCCUUGUGACACUUGCAGAAAUGAACCUGACUUUUGGUUUUGCGUAUUUGAUCACACAACAAAAAUGAGAGAGUGACUAUUUUAAGUGACAAAAAAACCAAAUAAACAAACAAACACUCACCCCUUGUUCAAAAUAAUUCUGUGUUGUGACUGCAUUGCAUUCUGGUCCAUUGAGGCUACUGAAGAAUUGAGAAAAUGGUUUACUUGUUAUGCUUCUUCUACAGUGUUUUCCUCCUCAUUUGACUGCUGACUGUUGGUGCUAAAUGGCAGCUUGAGAGAGAAACAUCUGUUUCUUUUGGACUUUGAGAGACUGAAUCUAAUGACAUGUAAACCUACUGUUUACACUUAAUGUUCUUCAUUGGUCAGACAUUUUCUUCUUGGAAAUGAAAAUGUGUCAGUGUGAUGCCACUUUGUGAAAGAUAUGGAAUCUAGAAGGGAAAAAACACAACAAAACAGGUGAUUGUAAGUCCUAUUUUUGUCUCUGAAAAAUGGAAAUUUGUCUUACUCAGCACAUUAGAAGUUUAAUCUUCAAUCUGAUUUUUUGCUUCCUACUGCCACAACAAAACCUGUAACUGUGGUACAAACACGUCAACAUGUCAUUACAGCUCAUGGUCAAAACGGACAUGUUUACAUUCAGAAUCCAACACAUUUCAACAUGUGAAUGUCACACUGGUCAAAACCAACAUUGCGUUAACAGCUAAACACAGUGUGCAGAAAUAUGAUAAAAUAAAGAAAUUUGCAUGACUUCCUGUAAACAAAAUGUGAUAAAAACCAUGAAACUUGAAACCACCAGCAUAUAUGAUAAAAUUUAUGUCUAUUACGUGUCAAUAACAUGAAUGCAAUGCUCAAUUUUUUAAUCUGUAAAUUGAUUUUCUCACUUUGUGUUGUACGAUGAAUGUGUUCAGGAAGUGACAGAGCACAGCAAUCACCAACAUGCCACCGUGUUUCCUAUGGAGAGUUUGUACGUUGACCUCUGAUCUGGCUCUUUGAGUAAACUUUACAGGGAGCAUAUACAAGGAUGUAAAUGCACUUAUGUUUACACACAAACAUACAGGCUUUAUAAUGUACACAUUUUUUAAAAACAUCUACCAUGAACAUAUUGUAUACAUUCAAUCAAAUAACAUCUUGUUUUUCAUUGUUUUUCACUAAUGUAGUGACCACAGUAUUAUGCACUUGAGGUAAAACUAGACAUUAUGAAUUGUAGUGAAGCUGAAUGUUGAUGUAAAUUCCCUUAAAGUAAUAAAGUACUCAAACUGAUAUAAUGUCAAAAACAUAAGUGCUCAGAUGUAACAGUAUGACAUCUUCAAGAUUAUACCUUGUAUGUGUUCAAAUGUUCUCAUCAUGAUAAUCAAAUGGGCUGUAUAAAUAACUUGAUUACCUUUUAAAAUGUGUAUUCAGAUUCAUCUUAUGCUGGAAAAAUAAAAGUUGCAAUAAA